AUGGAGGAGGAAGAGAGGAAUUCCAGACUGAUGAUCAAAUGUAACGAAUUGUGCAACUACAUAUUUGGAUUGUGUUGUUUAACGGUGGUUCAGAUGUUUAGUAAUGUAGUAAUCGCAAAUGAAUUUCAUUCUGUGACGGGAGAAUUUUACCGUCUCUGUGGAGAGGACCUUCCACUGGGUCUUCAGAGUCUAUGUGGAUCUAGAUAUGCUGGUACACGGGAGAAAAAGGAUACAGCAGGUGAUUCCAAGAAAACAUUCAUGAAAUAUCUUAUUCGCAAACGCCAGACUAACGGCGGCAUAGUAGAAACGUGCUGCUAUUCACAGUUUGGAUGUUCAAUAGACAUAUUAUCCGAUUUCUGUGAGGAUGGUUCCAUUUACAAAGACACGUUCGUGAUCACCCACGGGCACCUGCGUGUAGUUGUCGUUGAAAGACCAACUCAUAGACCUACAAUAUCAUAUACUCCAGCCAUUGUGCCAGUCACUCCUACAAGACCAAGCAUCACGAGACUACGAGGAAGACCCAGACAUCGGGAUCGGGCUCGAAGCCAUAUGAUUCGUCCCUACAUAUCAGUCACGAGAAGGCCGCAUGACUUUUCCAGAACCUUUAAUAACCUGCACCGUUUGGACGGUCAUAGAUAUAAGUGA
Messenger RNA from Saccostrea echinata, 645 nucleotides. RefSeq lists its product as uncharacterized. Gene Ontology annotation, molecular function: hormone activity. NCBI's taxonomy places the organism in Eukaryota, Metazoa, Mollusca, Bivalvia, Ostreida, Ostreidae. The record is from RefSeq and is a predicted model, not a curated record. The coding region runs from base 1 to 645 and encodes 214 amino acids. The transcript is spliced from 5 exons. Gene Ontology annotation, cellular component: extracellular region.